This is a messenger RNA of Chlorella variabilis, 1586 nucleotides long. RefSeq lists its product as hypothetical. NCBI's taxonomy places the organism in Eukaryota, Viridiplantae, Chlorophyta, Trebouxiophyceae, Chlorellales, Chlorellaceae. The record is from RefSeq and is a predicted model, not a curated record. The coding region runs from base 49 to 1371 and encodes 440 amino acids. The transcript is spliced from 7 exons.
AGACCACCGGACUCAAUUCCAUCGUGGUCAAGUGCAGCAGAGCCGACAAUGCUGCGGGCCUGUCUUGUCUCGGCGCUGCUCCUGCUACUGGACGCCCACGCCGCCGCCGCUGCCUGCGUGCUCAACCCGGAGGGCGUGUACGGCGACGUGGCGGGCCUGGGAGGCUGCUCAGCCUGCGACGCCACCAACUCCACCUGCCUAGAGUGCGCAGAGUUCUUCACCCUCACCUCCAGCGGCGACUGCAAGCUCAACAAGUGUGUGGAGGCGCCUGACGGCAUCGAGGGCGACGUGACCACCCUGGGGGGCUGCAAGACCUGCGCCGCAGACAACGAAACGUGCCUCGAGUGUUGGGACUUCUUCGGGCUGACCUCAGACGGCACAUGCGUCAUGUGCGACCCCGACCGCUACACUGACGACUUUGUGUGCGCCAACUGCACCGGCGAUGACCCCAACUUUUGCACCGACUGCUCGGGCAACAUCGAGGGCGACAAUGCGUAUGGAUACUUUGCCAGCGAGGACGGGCGCUGCACCGUGUGCCCCGCAGAGGACUGCAUGGCCUGCCAAAACCUCAACGGCACCUGCACGCAGUGCAAGCAGGGCAUGGGCCUCAUGCCAGACGGCAGCUGCCGGGCGUGCAGCGACGGCAGCGACUGCAUCUUCUGUGACGGCGAUGUGGACACCUGCACAGAGUGCUACAGCGGAUACUUUCCAGAACCCAAGACGGGCAAGUGCAAAAAGUGCCCCCAAGACUGCGAGCGCUGUUCAUCGGCAGACACGUGCGAAGUGUGCUCGGGGUGGGGCCACACGCUCGACACAAAGACGGGGCAGUGCGUCAAGGUGAAGCUCAGCUUGCAGCGCUGGUACUGGCAUAGCGAGCGCGAGGGGCCGCUGCGCGAACAGCCGUUGAACGGGCUGGGCAUUUCGGCGGGGCUGUGCACGGAGGGCUGCACCAACUGCCCCACCUCGCCAGACCUGUGCCAGACCUGCGACAGCGGUUACACCAACACCAGCGACGGCGGCUGCGCGCGCUGCUCCGACCCACACUGCUCGAUGUGUGAGGCGGGGGUGGAUGCCUGCACCGUGUGCGACGACCCAGACUCCAAGUAUGGGGUGGACCUGGUCACCGGAAAGUGUGUGGAGUGCCGGUUGGAGCACUGCGCCAACUGCCAGGACGAUGCCAGCGUCUGCCGGUGGUGCAACGACGGCUACUGGAACGACCAGGCCGCCGGGCUGUGCACGGUGUGCAAGGGCAGCUGCGCGCGCUGCUCAACCAACAUGGAGGGGGAGGAGGAGUGCGACUGGUGCCUGGAGGGGUUUGAGUUUGAUGACGAGGACAGCGCAGGCAGGAAGUGCAUCCCAGUGGCGUCCUGAGGCCUCGGUGGCGCCUCCCUGAGGCAGCCAGAUUGGUAUGAAACAGUUUUGACCACCUGUACUCAUGUCUCAUUUUUUUCGCUCGAUUAACGCAAUGCACUAAUCACGCAAUUCAUCUGCUGCCGGCUGGACAGGUGAUCUUGUUUUGCCUGACUGGACUCUCCAACUUGGUUUGUUCCUCGAACUUGGCUGGCCCGGCAAUCAGAACACACCAC